AUGGCGAAGUUACAUGCCUUUCGUGUGAAGUAUUCUGUGGUGAAGGAACUCAUGCAGCCAACUUCUUGCACGCACACUUGUAAAUCUUACAGGAAUCGGGAAGGCAUUUCAGAGGUGAGCAGGGAGAGAAGGCAGCACGGGAACACGGUGGAGGUGAGCGGAGGCGGACUGACCCGGGGGAAGCAGAGCAGGUGCAGCACCCACUUCCCCGCGGGGGCUGCGGGGGGAACUUGUGUCCGGCUCGGGGAAGUUGCGCGUCCGGCUCGGGGAAGUUGCAUCCCCGACUCGGGACAAGCAGUGGGGAGCUGGGACCCGCGAUGCCCGAGGCUGGCAGCAGGUAUCGCGGGGCAGGGAAGCAGCAGGAGGCGCUCGGGCAGGUGCCGGCGGGGGCGGGGACCGGCGGGCAGGUGCGUGGCCGGAGCGGGAAGGGUGACGGGAGGGUGGUGCUGCCCUCGGGGCUUCCCCCUCACUCUGCCUCUCUCCGUUCUCUCCCCCCGGGCUCCGAGGAUGAGCGGAGCCGAGGGCAUGCACUUCAGGCGGCCGGCGAUCCGCAGGAAAUUCAGCCCCUUCGCCGCCUAUGGAGCAGCGACCACCCGCCCCGCCGUGCCCGCCCGGAGGACGCCCGCAGUACUGGCUGGUCGUUGGAGAGCAGUGCUGCAGAAAAGGACAUGCGGAGCUGAUAACAAGAGGAAUGUGAGUCGGCAGUGUGCCCUUGUGGUGAAACGGAACCAACUACAGCAAACCAAGGAAAGAAGAAAAGGAAUGUCAAAAUGCACUGUAUCUGCUGUUAAAGUGGCUGGGUGUUGGUAGAGGUAACGUGACCAAAGGUAUCAUUAUAAUUCAGCAUGGCUUCAGCAUUUGAAAGGAAGGUUGAGGAGGGUUUCUGUAUGAGAUAGUUGAUGAUGUUAGAGCUGAUGAUGUUUGAAUUCCAUUUUCUCUGGGAAUAUUGAAGAUUUUAGUCCAAAUAGUAGUUAGGAGUGAAUGAGAAUGUGGUUGACUUAUGCUAGUAGCAUCAGAUGUCUUACUAGUGAAGAACAAUUAAUAAACAAUUCACAGAUUCAUUAGCUGAACUGUCUGACUGCACUGUAUUUUUCUUUCCAUUCUGUUAGGCUGAGAUGCAUACAUUUGGUGAUGUAGUGUUCUCACAGCCAUCUUCCCAGGAGAGACUAGGCAUACCAACUAUGCUUCAGUGCUGAGCACUGG
Cuculus canorus (common cuckoo) is the source of this 1203-nucleotide messenger RNA. RefSeq lists its product as uncharacterized. The transcript has 4 exons. The coding region runs from base 1 to 810 and encodes 269 amino acids. Lineage: Eukaryota; Metazoa; Chordata; Aves; Cuculiformes; Cuculidae. The record is from RefSeq and is a predicted model, not a curated record.